This is a messenger RNA of Abrus precatorius (Indian licorice), 1160 nucleotides long. Its product is annotated as 2-alkenal reductase (NADP(+)-dependent)-like. Bases 61 to 1092 code for a protein of 343 amino acids. Gene Ontology annotation, molecular function: oxidoreductase activity, acting on the CH-CH group of donors, NAD or NADP as acceptor. The record is from RefSeq and is a predicted model, not a curated record. The transcript has 5 exons. NCBI's taxonomy places the organism in Eukaryota, Viridiplantae, Streptophyta, Magnoliopsida, Fabales, Fabaceae.
UUCCCUUUGCUUACACAACACUGGGAGGUAGAAUAGCAGAAGAACUGAGGAAGGUGAAAAAUGGAAGUGGGCAACAAAUACGCAGUGAUAAAGCGUCACAUUGAAGGAGCACCAGGUUUAUCCAAUUUUGAAUUAAAAACUGAGGCUUUUUCUCUGUCAAUUGCGGCAGGAUCUGAUGACAUCAUAGUGAAGAAUCUGUAUAUCUCUGUUGACCCGUAUCAAAUUAACCGCAUGAAGAGCAAAAGCCCUUCCCAGAAUGUUAUAGCGAGCAUAAAUCCAGGAGAGCCAAUUAAAGGCGCUGUUAUUGGCAAAGUUGUGGCUUCUGGGAACGCUAAAUUUAAGAAGGAUGAUUUGGUUAUGGGAAGUUUCACUUGGGCAGAGUACAGUUUGGUUAGAGAAGGAAGCAUAAUAAACAAAAUAGAGUCGUCUGAAUUUCCACUCUCUUAUCAUCUUGGAGUUUUGGGGAUUAGUGGACUGACAGCCUAUGUUGGUCUUUUCGAAGUGUGCAGACCCCAAAAGGGUGAAAAGGUUUUUGUUUCAGCAGCCUCUGGAUCAGUUGGAAAUUUGGUAGGCCAAUUUGCAAAAGUUUUGGGUUGCUAUGUUGUUGGUUGUGCUGGCAGCCAAAAGAAGGUGGCAUUGCUCAAAGAAAAGCUAGGAUUUGAUGAGGCAUUCAACUACAAGGAAGAAACAGACCUCAAUUCCACUCUUACAAGGUACUUUCCUGAUGGAAUUGAUAUAUAUUUUGACAAUGUUGGGGGUGAGAUGUUAGAGGCAGCAGUUGCUAAUAUGAAAGCAUUUGGAAGAGUGGUUGCUUGUCGAGUAAUAUCUGAAUAUACUAAUGCUGGAAAGAGAGCAUCUCCAAACAUGCUGGAUAUUGUGUAUAAGAGAAUCACCAUCAAAGGAUUUUUAGUAUCUGACUUCAUCAAUUCUUUUCCUGAUUUUUUGGCAAAAGCAUCACAUUACCUUCGUACUGGCAAGUUAAAGGUUAUUGAAGACAUAUCAACGGGUGUGGAGAGCAUCCCUUCUGCUUUUGUUGCACUUUUCAAUGGCGAUAAUGUUGGAAAGAAAAUUGUAAAAUUAGCAGAAGAGUAAACAAGGAGUAAAACGGGUGAUGAGUAAUAAUAUCUAAAAUUUUAUUUAUUUCGUGUCUGCAAAUUAAA